CUCUCACGAAGAAGGAAGGGAGGAGCAGGAAAAGAACUAUGGCUCUCUUGCGCCUGCUGAUAUUGGCGGCGACCACACUACUUUUUACACACAAAGUGGAGGCUGACCGCGACUUUCACGGUGGAAGACUAGGUGGAGGAAGAGAUGGAAGACUGAGUGGAGACGAUAUCGAUGGUGGAUAUAGUUUAAGUGGCAGGGGUACUGGAGGAGGUGGAAGAGCUGUUCAUGAAGGUGGAGUAAGUGGAUUUGGAGAUGGUCAUGGAGGUGGAGGUGGAGUAAGUGGAUUUGGAGAUGGUCACGGAGGUGGACGAGGAGAAAGUAGAGGAUUUCGAGGAAACGGAGAAUUCGGUGGAGGAAACUUGGAUGGAUACAACGGAGGUGGAGGUGAAAGUGGAGGAAGUGGAACCAUAAGCUUACUUCACGCAGGAGAAGGUGGAUUUGAGAGUGAAAGAAGGAGCGGAUUCAUAGGAGGUAACGGAUUGGAGAGUGAAUUUGGCGAAAGUGGAGGAGUCGACAUUGGUGGAGGCAGCAGUGACAAUGGAUACAGUGGAGACAUUGGUGGAAGAGGAGGAGAAAGUGGAUUCGAAUUUCACGAAUUUGGAAGAGGAAUUGGUAAAGGGAACAAAGAAGGUGGACGAGGUGGAAGAGGCGGAAGUGGCUUUGAAGGUCAUGUAGGUGGAGAAGGCGGACGUGGAUUUGUAGGAAACGACAGGGAUGCAAGUGGAUUUGGUGGAGGCAGCAGGGACGGUGAUUACAAUCGAAACUCCGAUGGAAGAAGUGGAUUUGAGGGUGAUGUUCGAGGUGGAAUAGAAAGAUUUGGAUUUGGAGAGGAAGAAACAAGUGGAUUUAGUGGAAGCAGCAGUGGCCAUGGAUUCAGUGGAAGUGGCAGUGGAGGAGGUGGAAGAAGUACAAAAGAAACUGGAUUCGGAAAGCAUAAAGGUGGAGAAACUGAAAGUGGAUUUAGCAGAGGAAUCAACGACGGUGGAGAAAGUGGAAGAAAUAACAGAGGUAGAGGAGAGGGUGGAUACAGCAGCAGUGGAGCAGAAUUAAGUGGAUUUAGAGAUGGGCACUUGGGUGGAGAAGUAAGUGGAGUUGGAACCCAUGCAGGUGGAAGAGCAAGUGGAGGAAGAAGUCAUGAAGGUGGUGAAAGAAGCAGAGGAAGUGGAUUUGGUGGAGGUAGCGACAGUGGAUAUGAAGAAAGUGGAGUAAUUCAUGGAGUAGGAAUAGAAACUGGUAUUAGUGGAAGUGUUGGUGGAGGACGAUUUGGUGGAAGCGAUGUAGGUGGAGGAAACAUUGGUGGAAGUUCCGUAGGUGGAGAGAGAUUAGGUGGAAGCAGCGACAAUAGUAGAUACAACCAUGGAAAUGACUUUCUAGGAAAUCAAGCAAAUGGAAGGGAAGUGGAUGGAUUUGGAGGUCACUCGAAUGGAGACUUUGACAGUGGAUUUAAAAGAGGUCAUGUAAGUGGAAGAGCAUUUGGUGGAGGCAGUGGUACUGUUGUUGGAUCCAUUGAAGGCAGAAGUAAUGUUGAAUAUACUGUGGGCGGCGUUAUUAACGUAGGCAGUGGUUUUGCAGGUGGAAUAGGCUUUAGUGGAAGCACAGGUGAUAGUGGACAUUCCACUGGUGGAGGAGGUGGAGGUAGAAAGUCAGGGAGAGAAAGCAACUUCGGUGAGAGCGGAGGAAGUGGAUUCGGAAGAGGUGUAGGAGGUGGAUUUGGUGGAGGGAAAAACGACGAUGGAUACAGUGGAGGGAGUGAGGGAACAAGUGGAUUUGGAGGAGGUUACGCAAGUGGAGGAGAAGUGAGUGGAUUUGAGAGUCACUCAGGCACGGGUAGAGAAAGUGGAUUUGGAGAGGGUCAUUCAAGUGGAGGAAUAACAGGUGGAUUUAGAGAUCAUGUGGAUAGUGGAAGAGGAAUCGCCGAUGUGAGAAGUGAGAGUGGAUAUAAUGGAGGCGGCAGUGGAGGUGGAGUAAUAGGCUUUGACGAAAUCAGAGGAGGUGGAGUAGGAGUAAGCAGUCAUGGCGAUGGUGGACAUAUUGGAGAUGGAGGUGGGGAGGGAGGGAGUGGAUUCGUAGGAGGAAAUCAAGGAAGUGGACGUGGGGGAGGAGGUCCAGUGAGUGGAGGCGAUAUUAGUGGCUUCGGUGGGAGCGGAGGCGGAGGUGGAGGGAGUGGCUUUGGUUUAGAGACAGUAGGUGGAGACACGAUCGACGGCGGAUACAGUGGAGGAAGCGUCGGAGGAGGAGAAAUAGAAGUCAGUGGAGGUUUCGGUGGCGGUGAGAUUAGCGGCGUCUUGGGAGGGAGUGGAAAUAUUCUCUCCGGAGUGUUCGUUGGGAGCGGAGUACUCCACGAGAAGAGGCGGAGAGGCAGGUUUGGAUUCCUGGCUGCCAGUGGCCAAAGCGUGGGUAGAAGUCCGAGCGGAGAGAAUGGCCACAGCAGAAGUGAUCAUGACGGCAGUGUCGCGGGAGCUGCCGGGAAAUAUGUCGACGAAGACAACGGAGGCGUUCUGAGCAGCGGAGGAUCUCACAGCACUGGUGGAGGCCAGGGAAUCGCUAGAGGCCACGGCAGUACUGGCGCGGGAGACAACUACGGCGACAGCAAUAAUGAUCAUAGUUUCACAAAGGGUGGAAGCCAAAGACACAUCGGGGGCCCCAUUAGCAUUGAUAGCCACGCGACUGAUGAAAACCAUAGCAUUUCCGGUGGCCACACCAGCGAGGGGAGUAACAGCGCCCAUAACAGCCGCAACAGCAUUACUGACCUCAACGACAGUACUACCAGUGGCAGGGGAAGCAACAGCGCAUAUGACACCAGCAGCAGCGGUGGAAGCCUUGGCAGCAGUAGCAGGAACCACAGAUUUGUCGUUAGGUUCAGUGACAGCAGGCUGGGAGGUAACAGCGCCUAUGACAGCAGCAUCAGCGGCGGCGGCAGCCACUUCAGUCAUGAUAAUAGUGACUACAAUAGAUAAUAGUGAAGGUGUUUAUUUUGGAAAGUGUAUAUAAGUAUUGUAUUUAUAAAUGUAUUAUAUUAAGGUCAGUUUAUGUUGUUUCACUGCAUUUGUAUAAUCUCAGUAGAAACUAACGUUUUAUGAUAACUAUUAAAGUAUUGUAACUUAA
Messenger RNA from Penaeus chinensis, 3105 nucleotides. Its product is annotated as WAG22 antigen-like. The record is from RefSeq and is a predicted model, not a curated record. Lineage: Eukaryota; Metazoa; Arthropoda; Malacostraca; Decapoda; Penaeidae. The coding region runs from base 39 to 2957 and encodes 972 amino acids. The transcript is spliced from 2 exons.